GCGUGUGUAGAGAAAAGAAAGAAAAGCUGGAGGAUUGCACGCUGGGAGUCCGUUGCUUUUCUAACAGUCCACCAUGACCACCCAAUCCCUCCAAUAACAGCCUUCCAAUCUUCGCAACUUAUUCCUCAGAGAUCAGAGAGAGAGAAAGAGAGAGAACCCAAGUGCUGAUAAGAAGAAAACAGCACUACCCAUCUUGUUCUCUUCAAGAAACGGUGACUAUUUUCCUCUCUUCUCUUCAGAUACAGUCACUCUUCUCAAUUCAAAUCUCUCUCUCUCUCUCUCUCUCUCUCUCUCUCUCUCUCUCUCUCUCUCCCUCUUUCUCUCUCUCUCUCUCUCUAUGAUGUUGCACACAAAGAAACCAAGCAUGUCUGCCCAAGAUAGGCACGUCUGUGUUCAGGUGGAGUCUGGGCUUGUCCUGACGACUGACCCAAAGCCCAGACUGAGAUGGACAGUGGAACUGCAUGACCGCUUUGUGGAUGCUGUCACUCAAUUAGGAGGCCCUGACAAGGCAACUCCAAAGACAAUCAUGAGAGCGAUGGGUGUCAAAGGGCUAACUCUUUACCAUCUUAAGAGCCAUCUCCAGAAGUUCAGACUUGGGAAGCAGCCACACAAGGAAUUUAACGAUCACUCAAUGAAAGACAACGGAAGAGCAUCUCUAGAACAACAAAGGAACGGAGGCUCUUCGUCAGGAAUGAUUAGCAUGAGGGAGAAUGUACACAUAACAGAAGCCCUCAGAUUGCAAAUGGAGGUGGAGAGAAGAUUACACGAGCAGUUAGAGGUGCAAAGACAUCUCCAAUUAAGGAUAGAAGCCCAAGGGAAAUACAUGCACAACAUCCUUGAAAAGGCAUGCCAGACGCUAGGUGACCCUGUGGCAUUGAAGGAUAAUAUUGGCAGCCAACGGGUGGUAGAUUUGGGGACAAUGAAGAAACUGAACUCUCAACUGAACUUGUCUUCGGUCCAAAAUCUCCAAAUCAUUUGCGGAGAUGGCAAGCAGCAUCCCCAGAUUGAUAGAUUGCUAAAUGGAGUUUUGUUUCCGACCAACCACAAUGUUUGCAUAGGUGUACGUGACGGACCAGUUCAAUCUCAUGAAGAUGAUGGAAAUUUAGAAGCUGCACCGGCUAAUAAUACCAUUGACAACAGGAACGAGGUAGGUUUGAUGGCGGACUCUUAUGACAACAAGCAUAUUCCGUUAUCUGAAGGAUUUGAUGUGUGGAAAAGGAUACCGUCCUGCUGAUAGCAUGACGGCCACCAGACCACGAGGACGAGGGACAAAUGAGCAAAAGUAUUAUUUUGGAUAGACCUGAUCAAUGUAUAUAUUUUCAACCACUAGUUGGUCAAUCGAACUUAAUACUGAUCAAUUGUUACAGAACUUAAUCGUUUGACAGCAGUAACCAGGAUGUUACUUUCA
Molecule: messenger RNA, 1408 nt
Organism: Nymphaea colorata (pocket water lily)
Lineage: Eukaryota; Viridiplantae; Streptophyta; Magnoliopsida; Nymphaeales; Nymphaeaceae
Product: myb family transcription factor IPN2-like
Exons: 7
Coding region: 338-1234 (298 amino acids)
Molecular function (GO): DNA binding; DNA-binding transcription factor activity
Source: RefSeq, a predicted model, not a curated record